Cetraspora pellucida is the source of this 606-nucleotide messenger RNA. The record is from the annotation of a GenBank genome assembly. NCBI's taxonomy places the organism in Eukaryota, Fungi, Glomeromycota, Glomeromycetes, Diversisporales, Gigasporaceae.
AUGGAAAAAACAAUUAAUAGUGCUUUAGUCGAAACAAAAAAAUGUACAAGAUGCAAUUGUGACAGACCACUUGUAGACUUUCUUAGUGAUAAAGACAUUUAUUCUGGUUGCAAAACUUGCUGUAAUAAUCAUAUUUAUAAUUCACUCUUAAGCAAUAAAGAUGUGGAUGAUGAUUUUGCAGGACAAAUGAGAUUUCAACUUGAAUUUAACAUUAAUUCAGAAUCAAUUGAUGAAACUCUUGUUGACAUUGAGCAGAACAAAAACUUGAGCAUUGCCAACCUAGUUAUUAAUAAAAUUAGUAAUGGCGAUGGCUAUUCAUAUGUACAUCAAUCAAUCUAUAAUAAUAAUUAUGAACCUCUAACAAUAAAUAGUAAUUCUAUUAUCAACAUUAAUGAAAUCCCUAUAACGAAUAGUGCAAUUGAAAUAAAUAAUGGUUCUGUAGACAUAGUCGAACAAAAACAUAAUCAAUUAUGUCAGAUUCUAAAUGAGUCGAAGGUUCUUCAUAAUCAGCAGAAGUUUCUUGAUAACAUGGAAGAAAAGUUAAUUCCUCUUAACAAAUUAGUUGAAGAUAUUUUGCAUCAUGAGAAACGACGCACAUUACCAUGA